UUUUACUCUCUCUCUCUCUCUCUCUCUCUCUCCCCCUCUAUUGACUCAUCAUCAACCCUGCAAUCUAGGUCUUCACUCCUCACUGCAAACCCCCCACUCUCUCUCUCUCUCUCUCUCUCUCUCUAAAACCCCCAAUUCCGAUUCAACCAUGGAAGACGCGGCGACGAUGAUCAACUCGGCGACGAGCAUCCCGCCGUUUCUGAACAAGACCUACGACAUGGUCGACGACCCCUCCACCGACUACUUGGUCUCAUGGACCGACGCCAACAACAGUUUCGUCGUUUGGAACGACGCCCAGUUCGCCCGGGACCUGUUGCCCAAGUUCUUCAAGCACAACAACUUCUCCAGCUUCGUCCGCCAGCUCAAUACUUAUGGUUUUAGAAAAGUUCAUCCAGACCGAUGGGAAUUCGCAAAUGAAGGGUUUCUAAGAGGUCAGAAACAUCUUUUGAAGACUGUCAAUAGGCGAAAGCCAGUUAAUGUACAGAGUCAUCAACAAUCAGCACCAGUACCAGCACCUAAAGUAAAGAGCUCCCAAGUUGCUGCAUGCGUAGAGGUGGGAAAACUUGGACUGGAGGAGGAGGUUGAAAGGCUUAAAAGGGACAAGAACACUCUUAUGCAGGAACUUAUUAGUUUGAGGCAGGAGCAGCAAGCAACAGAUAACCAAUUACAGAAUGUUGGUCAACGUGUGCAGGGAAUGGAACAGCGGCAGAAGCAAAUGAUGUCAUUUCUUGCAAAGGCUAUGCAUAGUCCUGGCUUUUUAUCCCAGCUUGUACAGCAUCAGAAUGAGAGCAACAGGCGCAUCACUGGAAGCAACAAGAAAAGGAGACUUCCGAGGCAAGAAGACGAAAUUUUGGUGGGGAAGCUUAGCAGUAAAACUCUGGAUGGACAAAUUGUGAAAUACCAGCCUUCAAUGAAUGAAGCAGCAAAAGCAAUGCUACGGCAGAUUAUGAAGAUGAAUAUAUCUCCUAGGCGGGAACCGUCAAUGAACAAUCCUGAUGCUUUUCUGAUUGACAAUGUUCCUUCUUCCAAUGUAUUAGACAGUAGGAACUGUAGCCGGAAUUUGGGAGUCACCCUUUCAGAGGUUUCACCGACUUAUAUGACAGCAGAAUCUGGAUUUCCUGUCACUUGUCAUUCUAGAGCUACUUCUCAGGUCCAGCCUUCCCCUUCUGUGGCUACUGACUGUGUUACAGCAACUCAAAUUUCAGAAGAGAACAUCUACAAUCUUCAAGAAGAUACAGUUUUGCCUGAACUAACUGCAAUGCAAGGUAUUGCCCCACCAAGCACUGUGGAGAUCCCUAAUGCAAACUUUAUGCCCUCUGAGACGGUGAAUACAGAGUACAUGGAUGUGUCAGUUUUGGAUCAGGCAAUGCCUACAAAAACUGAGGUCUUUUCUCCUGAGAUCAAUCCUGAUGCAGAUGUCUCGCAAGAUGGAGAGCCUAACCUUCCGGGAAUUAAUGAUGUCUUCUGGGAUAAGUUUUUUGACACAGAUGAAAUUGAUUUGAGUUCAGUUGUUGGGGUGACCAAGGAUCAGGAGAUGCAGUCAGGGAAGGGAAAUGGAUGGGACAAGAUUCAACAUAUAAGUCCAAUUGCUCCUCAGCAAACAGGGCUUGAGGGCAUGAUUGGUUGACCUUGUCUUUCCAGUUUCCAGUUGUAUAUAUAUGUUUCUUGCCAUCAAGAGGUAUAUCUAAUCUGCUACUUACCAUUAGAAGAAUUUUAUAGUCAACAUCCCUCAAAUCUUAAUCUUGCAAUGUCCAGAAGAUUAAGAACAUAUGUACCCUUGAAUUGACAAUUUUUGCCCCAGUACUACCUUCUCACCUCACCCUUGCCUCAAAUGUAUGUAAUAAAAAUACUUGUUAUUACUCAUUAACAUGCAAAAUAUAAACAUGCUAGACGAUAUUGUAUUUUCAACUUCAUGGGUUGGCAUGAUGUUAAUUGUUGUUAAA
Molecule: messenger RNA, 1943 nt
Organism: Rosa chinensis
Lineage: Eukaryota; Viridiplantae; Streptophyta; Magnoliopsida; Rosales; Rosaceae
Product: heat stress transcription factor A-1
Exons: 2
Coding region: 149-1627 (492 amino acids)
Biological process (GO): regulation of transcription by RNA polymerase II
Cellular component (GO): nucleus
Molecular function (GO): RNA polymerase II cis-regulatory region sequence-specific DNA binding; DNA-binding transcription factor activity
Source: RefSeq, a predicted model, not a curated record